AUGUUGAGCUUGACAGCAAUAGCUUGCGCGUCUAUCAUAAUUGCAUGGGUUUUGUGCCGUGCCCAAGAAGCGCUCACCGCGUACAAGGUGGACCGUAGCAUCGGCCAUCAGAAUGGCUGCAAAAAAGCUCCCAGGCUCAAGAAUAGGUGGCCGCUGGGCGUCGAUCGCCUGAUACAAAUCUGGACGGCUGACGCCGACCAGCGCUUGAUGGACCUAUUUACGUUCCAUUUCAAGGACGUCGGCACUACUCUUGAGCAGAAAUUUCUAGGCACAAUUGCUUUUGGCACUAUUGAGCCUAGAAAUCUGGAGGCUAUGAUGUCAUCCCAAGAGAAGGACUUCGGAUUCGGUCUUCGUCGUCAAAUAUUUUUUCCACUUCUCGGCGAUGGUAUUUUCACUCAGGAAGGUGAACCUUGGAGACACUCCAGAAAAAUACUUCAGCCACAAUUUGGGAAACAACAGUAUAACGACCUAGAGGUCUUUCAAGUCCAUAUAAACAAUCUUCUUGAUCGUAUCUCAGAAAAGGACGACCGUGUGGAUCUGCAGUCUUUAUUUUUCCGACUCACGCUAGACACUACAACGGAAUAUCUUUUUGGCAGAUCGAUCAACAGUCUUGCUGAGAAGCAGGGCUCAAAAGGUAGCGGUUUUGCUGAGGACUUUGACAUUGCGCAAAACUAUGUUGUACAGCGCUUUCGACUACUGGAUUUAUACUGGAUAAUUGGAGGUAAAAACUUUCGAAAUGCAUGUGACUCGGUGCAUCGAUUUAUUGAUGGCUUCAUUGACUCGCGCUAUGAAAAAGCCGAUGAAAUUUUAGAGCAGGAAAAACGGUACAGUCUUUUCGAUACCAUUGCAGAAAGCUCAACAGAUCGAAAGACAUUGAGAGCACAGUUACUAAAUGUUUUACUCGCUGGUCGGGACACAACUGCUUGUCUUCUUACGUGGACAUUGCUGAUAAAAUUUGCAUCUGCUGUCGUCCCGCGGAGGAUUUCUCGCUUUGAGACAAGCCUAAUCACGGGGCUCGAAGUAGACUCCGAAACUCUACAAAACAUAACACAAGACUUUGCACCAGUGAUGACUCGAUACCAUGUGUACUUCUUCUGGGAGCAGCUACCGACAAACCUUAAAUACUCAACGGACUAUGUUGUGGCACGUGACAGUGCCGCGCCAGUGAUAGAUGGGACCAAUCGAUGUGCGAUCGCCGCAAAUCAUCGAGAUAUGUGUAAAUUUGAAGAUUUCGAUUCGCCUGGUUUCAAGGUAACCAUUGCAGCUCUGAAGCGAUAUGUUCAGGCGGCACCGAGUGUUGUGAAGACUCGCUUGGAGGAAAGCGCAAAUAUGCUUGACGAAAGACGGAAGAACGAGGCUUUGGAACUGAUUAAAGACUGCAAGAUCCCUCUAUCCUCUGGCUUAGAGAGAUAUCGAGGCAUUGCUAAGGACACUUUUAGUUGA
This is a messenger RNA of Penicillium waksmanii, 1443 nucleotides long. RefSeq lists its product as uncharacterized. Lineage: Eukaryota; Fungi; Ascomycota; Eurotiomycetes; Eurotiales; Aspergillaceae. The transcript has 4 exons. Gene Ontology annotation, molecular function: heme binding; oxidoreductase activity, acting on paired donors, with incorporation or reduction of molecular oxygen, reduced flavin or flavoprotein as one donor, and incorporation of one atom of oxygen; iron ion binding. The record is from RefSeq and is a predicted model, not a curated record. The coding region runs from base 1 to 1443 and encodes 480 amino acids.